AAGUUACCAUCUCUAAUUUAACACCACCCUGAUUUCUACGUGUCCUAUAAAUUUGUUGCUGCAUAUAUCUUUUUGUUGAACGACGUAAAAAUAGACAAUGACUGGAAUUAAAGGCAUAGUUGCAAAAUAUUAUAACGACUAUGUCGAAAAUACACCUCGAAAACUAAAGUUGGUGGACACUUAUUUGGCAUACGUACUCCUUACCGGCGUUAUUCAGUUCGCGUAUUGUUGUUUAGUCGGCACAUUCCCCUUCAACUCGUUCCUGUCGGGCUUUAUAAGUACUGUAAGCUGCUUCGUACUGGGAGUUUGUUUGCGGCUUCAGGCGAAUCCACAAAAUAAAGCGAUAUUUGUAGGUAUUUCUCCGGAACGAGGUUUUGCCGAUUUUAUUUUUGCCCACGUUAUACUACAUUUAGUAGUUAUGAAUUUUAUUGGAUAAAUAUAUUAUGCGAUAAUGAUACA
Molecule: messenger RNA, 459 nt
Organism: Bactrocera tryoni
Lineage: Eukaryota; Metazoa; Arthropoda; Insecta; Diptera; Tephritidae
Gene: Dad1
Product: dolichyl-diphosphooligosaccharide--protein glycosyltransferase subunit DAD1
Exons: 1
Coding region: 98-436 (112 amino acids)
Biological process (GO): protein N-linked glycosylation
Cellular component (GO): membrane; oligosaccharyltransferase complex
Source: RefSeq, a predicted model, not a curated record